Molecule: messenger RNA, 219 nt
Organism: Talaromyces atroroseus
Lineage: Eukaryota; Fungi; Ascomycota; Eurotiomycetes; Eurotiales; Trichocomaceae
Product: DASH complex subunit dad4
Exons: 5
Coding region: 1-219 (72 amino acids)
Biological process (GO): attachment of spindle microtubules to kinetochore
Cellular component (GO): mitotic spindle; DASH complex
Source: RefSeq, a predicted model, not a curated record
AUGGAGAGCCCUCAUGAGCACCAGCAGAGUCUACUGUUGUCUCGAAUCAUCACCAACAUUGAAAAACUCAAUGAAUCAGUCAUGGUCCUGAACAAGAACCUUCAAGAGGUCAAUGUGCAGAACAUGAACGUUGAACUUGUAGCACAAAUGUUCAAGAACUACCAGUCUAAUGUCCUCUUUCAUCUUGAAGCAACGGAGAAUAUCAAGGAUCCUGCCUGA